This is a messenger RNA of Conger conger (European conger), 4283 nucleotides long. Its product is annotated as dynactin subunit 1-like. The transcript is spliced from 27 exons. NCBI's taxonomy places the organism in Eukaryota, Metazoa, Chordata, Actinopteri, Anguilliformes, Congridae. The record is from RefSeq and is a predicted model, not a curated record. Bases 93 to 3803 code for a protein of 1236 amino acids. Gene Ontology annotation, biological process: establishment of mitotic spindle orientation; nuclear migration. Gene Ontology annotation, cellular component: microtubule associated complex; spindle pole; axon.
CCUAUUCCCACCUCCCCUCCCAUCUUUAAAAGGAGAGGGAGAGAGUGGGUUGCCAUCAAAAAUAGAGUAUUGGCUCUAGCACAACGAGGAACAUGUCUAUGACCAGAAGGCAUUCGUAUACACCACGGCCCUCCAACAUGGUCCUCCGCAGGAUGAGUUUGGACAUUACCCCCAAGUCCAUCAAGGUGGGCUCCCAAGUGGAGGUCAUCGGUAAAGGUCAACGGGGCUCUGUGGCCUACAUAGGCACCACAGUCUUUGCCACCGGCAAGUGGGUGGGUGUCAUCCUGGAUGAGCCCAAGGGCAAGAACGAUGGCACCGUUCAGGGAAAACGCUACUUCACCUGUGAGGAGAACCAUGGUAUCUUUCUGCGGCAGUCCCAGAUCCAGCUCACUAAUGAUGGAGCAGAGUCCACUUCACUCGAUCUUCACCCCAAACAAGAGAACCUGGAGUCCCCAAAAUCAAACAAGAUGCCCUCUCGGGCUCCUGGCUCUGCCGCCUUCCAAACCAGCAACUCGCGCCCCCUAUCCAUAGGAGAGACGAGUGAGCAGAGCACACCUGUGGAGACCCCGCUGACAGCGCCCGCCGUCCCCUCUCCCAGCAGAACAAUGGUUUCACCCUCAACUCCUUCCCUUGCCAAGGCCAGUAAGGAGGAGAGUCUACGGGCCCAGGUACAGGACCUGCAGGAGAAACUGGAGACCCUGCACAUGAAGCGUGUGGAGGACAAGGCCCAGCUGAAGGAGCUAGAGAAACAGCGUCUUCUGGUGGAGCAGCUGCAGGAGUGGAAGUGCAAGAUGCAAGAGCAGCAGGCAGACCUGCAGAGACAGCUGAAGGAGGCCAAGAAGGAGACCAAGGAAGCCCUGGAGGCAAAGGAACAGUACGUGGAGGAGAUAGCGGACACAACAGACGCUGUUGAGAUGGCCACGCUGGAUAAGGAGAUGGCGGAGGAGCGAGCGGAUUCGCUGCAGCAGGAGGUCCACUCGCUCAAGGAGACAGUGGAGGAAUUGACCAUGGACUUGGAGAUCCUCAAGCAUGAGAUCGAGGAGAAAGGGUCACAUGGUGCAGCAUCCAGCUAUCAUGUUAAACAUCUGGAAGAGCAGAACAGCAGGCUCAAAGAAGCACUAGUCAGGAUGAGGGACCUCACGGCAUCAGAGAAACAGGAACACGUGAAGCUGCAAAAGGCCAUGGAGAAGCAGAGGUCCGAGCUGGAGAGGUUACACCUACAGAAGGAGAGGCUAGAGGAGGAGAGCAAGGAGGCAGAGAGGAACAUCGAUGAGCUCAAGGAGCAGGUGGACGCUGCGCUGGGGGCCAAUGAGAUGGUGGAGACUCUGACGGAGAGGAACCUGGAUCUGGAGGAGAAAUUGAAGGAGCUGAGGGAGACUGUGAAGGACCUGGAGGCCAUCAACGAGAUGAACGACGAGCUGCAGGAGAACUCCCGCGAGACAGAGCUGGACCUGCGGGAGCAGCUGGACCUUGGCAAGGCUCAGGUUCGAGAGGCUGAGAAGAGGGCCGAGGCAGCCCAGGAGACCGUGGCGGACUACCAGCUGACCAUCAGCAAGUACCGCGAGCUGACCGCUCACCUGCAGGAAGUGAACAGGGACCUGAACAGCCGACAGGAAGUCACAACGGAGCAGCCCACGGCCGAGCUAUUCCAGUUUAAGAUCAAGUUUGCCGAGACCAAGGCUUAUGCCAAGGCCAUUGAGAUGGAGCUGAGGCAGAUGGAGGUGUGCCAGGCCAGCAGACACGUGACUCUUCUCACCUCCUUCAUGCCUGACUCUUUUUUGCACCGCGGUGGAGACCACGACUGUGUCCUGGUGAUGCUUCUCAUCUCACGUCUCAUCUUCAAGGUGGAGCUCAUCAGCAGACAGACGCAGGAGAAGUUUGACCUGCGUGAGAGCUGCUGGGAUCGAACUGGCCGGCAGGGGGCGGUAGGGGAGCGACUCAGCUUCGCAACGAACCUCAUCCACUCCCUCAGCACACUGCAGGCCACACUGCACAAAUACAGGCAAGCUCUUGACCAGUGCAGUGUGGAGGUGUUUAAGAAGCUUGGCACUCUGUAUGUGGAGAUGAGCGUGCACGAACGCUCCCUGGACUUCCUCAUCAACCUGCUACGCAAGGACCAGCUGGAUGAGACCGUGAACGUGGAACCGCUUGCUAAGGCUGUGAAGUACUACCAGCACCUGCACAGCAUUUACCUGGCAGAACAACAGGAGGACUGCACUCUCCAACUGGCUGACCACAUACGGUUUACCCAGAGUGCUGUGGACUGCAUGAGAGUGGAGGUGGGCCGUCUGGAGGUGUUCCUGCAGGCCGCACAGGAAGAAACGGACCUUGCUCUGCUCUUAAAGGAGGCAGAGACUUUCUGCACCGAGAUCCAACGGUUUUGCAAGAAGAUCCGUCACAGAAUGCCUGGAAACAACGCGCCUGGUAUCCCAGCAGCCCUAAAAUUCGGCCAGCCGGUGUCAGACUCUCUGGAGGACAGCCGGAGACACCUGAGCAAGUUGGUGGAGGUGCUGAAGGAGGUGGCCAGGGCAGGGGCGCAAAUGAUUGCUCCACUUCCAGAGGAAGGAGGUUUUGCCACUCAGAAACUGGAGGACCAGGCCUUAACAUCAGCUCAGCAGGUCUACAGCCCCCAAGAUAUCAGCCCCCUCGAGUGUAUGCGGCAGUCCUGCCACACAGUCGCUGCCACCAUGAGCAAGAUGGCCGUUGCAAUGCAGGAGGGCGAGUACGAUGCAGAGAAAACCAUGAUUGUGAGCCCCCCUCCCGUGGAACUGAGGGCGGCCGCCUUACGGGCAGAGUUCAUGGAUGCAGGGGGCCUGGGGCUACAGCUGCAGGACCGGGAGAUGGACAUCAAAGAACUGAAGAAGUCUCUCAAGAUCAAGCUCCUGGCUCUAGGAGAGGCGAAAGUACGCCUCAGUCUGCUGGAGAAGAAACUAGACACUGCAUCCAAGGACACUGACGAGCGGGUGGAGAGCAUCCAGACCACACUAGACGAGUGCCAGAGCUUGCUCAAGAAGAAGGAGAAGGAGUUAGAGGAAACCACGGAUGCCCUUCAGGCUGACAUUGACCAGCUAGAGUCUGAGAAGGCCGAACUGGAGCAGCGCCUUAGCAACCAGACCAAUAUGACCAAUGAGGAUCUGCAAGCGCCAUCCAGCAUUGCAUCCAUCACCACAGCUGCAGUUCCAGAUAGCACUGCAGAUCCCAUCAUGGAUAGUUGCUCUUGGCCCCCACAAGUCAUCGACUCUCCUCUCCUGCUGCAGCAGAUCAGCACUCAGCGUUUCGCUAUUAAACAGCUGAAGAAUGAGAACUAUCGUCUAAAGGCUGAGAAGAUGAAUGACCAGUUGGCAUCCUUGCCCCCACUGCAUGUGCCCAAGCUGCCUGCUGUGGGUACCUCCAGGUCAGAGCCACUCUCCAGCGCCCUCUAUCACAAAACCAGUGAACUGCUGAAUACCCUGCUGGGGAUGAGUGCCAAUAUGAAGGUGGUGGACAUAACCGGGAGGUCACCAGUGAGCCCUAAAGCACAACUCCUGGAGCAAACUGCCUACCUGCACUCCCUUAGCACCGUGCUGAAUGGACUAAAGGAUAAAGUGGCAGACCACGUCAUGACCCAGUGCCCUGGAGCUCGCAUCUCAUCAGAUUUCGCAACGUUUCCCUCCCCCUCUUUUAAGGCCAGAGAGGAGCAGAAAGGGGAGACUGUAUUAGUGGGGAAGGUCAUGAUCCCCUGCGCCCCCGGACAGGAGCACGUCCACCGCCUUGUCUUAUCGCGCCAGGACCUCCACAGGGUGCACCUCCUCAUGAGGCCCUAAUCCUCUCUCCUCCUGAAUGGUCCCAUCACAGUGAUAGCCUGUUCUCCUGGGCCUCCAUCUUUACCUGUAUCGCAUGUGCCAAAGAGCAAUACUCCUGGCUGCAGCUCUUGCUUUGGCUGCAGACAAGAAUUGCAUUAUUGCCCCAAUGUCUCACUGCGCCAGGGGAAGACAAAUUCUGAAAAAUGUCCUCAUUAAUGCAAGCAUUAAAAAAAAAAGUUUGUGUUGGUUUUUAAGCUGAAACUUGAACCACUGAAGUGAUUUAUAUGGUGUCCACAAGGUGCUGACAGUCCAAAUUUUGGCUUUGAACUGUGUGGAAAAACGAAUGUAGUACAAUCCAUUAAAUGCAUACAAAUGACCUGCUCAUGGUGACAGUUGUUUACACUGUUAUUCAGUAGUAUUGCAACAUUAUUUCUCCUCCCCCACCUAAAGUUUCUUGUGUAUGGGCCACCGCCAUUAAAUCUUUUCUUUCCUCUGUUAAAA